Zalophus californianus (California sea lion) is the source of this 924-nucleotide messenger RNA. RefSeq names its product putative olfactory receptor 14L1. The record is from RefSeq and is a predicted model, not a curated record. The coding region runs from base 25 to 924 and encodes 299 amino acids. NCBI's taxonomy places the organism in Eukaryota, Metazoa, Chordata, Mammalia, Carnivora, Otariidae. Gene Ontology annotation, cellular component: membrane. Gene Ontology annotation, biological process: G protein-coupled receptor signaling pathway. The transcript has a single exon. Gene Ontology annotation, molecular function: G protein-coupled receptor activity; olfactory receptor activity.
ACCCUAAUAACAGAAUUCUUGCUCAUGGGAUUCCCUGAUGAUCAGGUGCUACAGAGACUUUAUGCUGCAUUCUUCUCCCUGGUUUACCUGGCAGCACUGAUGGGGAACCUCCUCAUUAUCAUCCUCACCACCGUUGACCAGCAUCUACAAUCCCCCAUGUAUUUCUUCCUGAAAAAUUUGUCUUUGAUUGAUAUCUGUUACAUCUCUGUCACUGUCCCCAAAUCUGUCAUGAACUCUCUGACCAACAGCCAUUCCAUCUCCUUUGUGGGAUGUACCUCACAGGUUUUCCUUGUUGUUUUCUUUGCUGGCACGGAGUUUGCCCUCCUUCUGGUGAUGUCUUAUGAUCGCUAUGCAGCCAUCUGCUGUCCUCUGCACUAUGAGGCCAUCAUGAAUAGAGGUACCUGUGUGCAGAUGGUGAGAGCAUCAUGGUUCAGUGGGUGUUUCUAUGGAUCCAUUCAUGUAGCAGGCACAUUUUCUGUGCAUUUUUGUGGUUCCAACAUAGUGCAUCAAUUUUUCUGUGACAUUCCAUCAUUGCUCACACUUGUUUGUUCUCAGGAGCAAAUUCUAGAAUAUGUGUUUAUUAUUGUUAGUUUUGGUUUUGCUUUUGUGUAUUUUACUUUAAUGGUUGCUUCCUAUGCUAAUGUUGUGUCCACUGUCCUAAGAAUUCCUUCUUCACAAGGCAGGUUUAAAACCUUCUCCACCUGCAUGCCCCAUUUCACUGUGGUAACCUUGUUCCUCUCUUCUGGAUAUACAUCAUAUUUAGGUUUAAACUCAAAAUCCUCAUCAUCAUUGAACCUCUUUAUGUCUGUAUUAUAUUCUCUGUUACCUCCCAGCCUGAAUCCUGUCAUUUACAGCCUGAGAAAUAGGGACAUGAAAGCGGCCCUUGGAAAAAUUUUUGGUGAUAAAAUGACAACAAAUAUAUAA